This is a messenger RNA of Brassica napus (rape), 3188 nucleotides long. Its product is annotated as proline--tRNA ligase, cytoplasmic. The transcript is spliced from 10 exons. Gene Ontology annotation, biological process: prolyl-tRNA aminoacylation. Bases 463 to 2340 code for a protein of 625 amino acids. Lineage: Eukaryota; Viridiplantae; Streptophyta; Magnoliopsida; Brassicales; Brassicaceae. Gene Ontology annotation, molecular function: ATP binding; proline-tRNA ligase activity. Gene Ontology annotation, cellular component: aminoacyl-tRNA synthetase multienzyme complex; cytoplasm. The record is from RefSeq and is a predicted model, not a curated record.
UAAUUUUUUAUUGUGUAAAAAUAAAGAUACUAGAAAAUAUUCUUUUUUUUUUGGUAAAAGUUAAAAUUAUCCAAUAUAACUUUUGGAAAUUUUUAGAAAGACAAAUCAUAUAUUUACAAAAAGAAUGAUGAAAAUAAUGAAUUUAAAUCGAUGAAAAUCUGUAGCUGUUUAAGUUUCAAAAAAAAAACCUGGAGCUAUUUAUUAAAAGUGUGAUAAGAAUCUAAAAAUCAUAGUACAGUAUAUAUUUGUAGAAUCCACGUAAUUUAAACCUUUUACCAGCUUUAAUAAACCCCGAAAAAAACCUAGAACUUGAGCGCCAAGUCUGUGGCAAACUUGAGCACCAAGUCUCUGGAAAACUUGAGCCCAAGUAUCUGGUAUAAAACCAUUGGGUCCCCAGUUUACUUUUCAUUGUUUCAAUUCGCAGAAUUAAAAAAAAAAAAACUGUCGCCAUUCUCUAGCACGAUGAAGAAGAACAGUGCUCGAGUUUAUGAACUCAAGGAAGAAUUAAGAGCAUGCAGGCAGAGGAAAGGCAUGACUGUUGACGAUUACUACAACAAACUCAAAACUAUUUGGGAAGAUCUCGCGACUUACCAACACAAACCUAAUUCGUGUCUUUGCGGUGGAAGCAACUGCGAAGAUGUGAAGACAUCUAGGGACGAAGAGAGAUUACAUCAGUUCCUCUUAGGAUUAGAUGCUUCAAUCUAUACCAAUGUUAAGAACGAGAUCCUUGACAUGGACCCAUUACCAAGCUUGGAACAAGCUUAUUCGAUGGUUGCUCAAGAAGAAGAGAAUAGGGUUUCGAGUAAUCAAGAAUUAAGCGGAGAACUUGCCGUUUAUGCAAUAAGUAGCGUAGAGGAAGAAUCUGUGGAGACGGCUGACACCAAUCUUGGCGUAACGGUCAAGAAAGAUGAAGAUUUCGGACAAUGGUAUUCUCAGGUUUGUAGGUGUGGUGAGAUGAUGGCAUACUAUGACAUAAGUGGAUGUUACAUUCUAAGGCCAAAUGCUAUGAAGAUUUGGAAUAUUAUGCGAACUUACUUUGAUGCUGUAUUGGAGAAAGCAGAAGUGGAUGAGAAUUAUUUCCCUCUGUUUGUAUCAGCUAGUGUUCUUGAGAAGGAGAAGGAUCACGUACAAGGUUUUGCUCCAGAGGUUGCAUGGGUUACAAAAGCUGGUAAAUCUGAUUUGAACGUUCCAAUUGCAAUUCGUCCAACGAGUGAGACUGUGAUAUAUCCUUACUUCAGCAAGUGGAUAAAGAGCCACCGUGACUUGCCUUUGAAGCUUAAUCAAUGGAACAAUGUUGUUAGAUGGGAGUUUAGCAAACCUACUCCAUUCAUCAGGAGCCGAGAGUUCUUGUGGCAAGAAGGACACACUGCUCACGCUACAGAAGAAGAGGCAGAUAAAGAGGUUCUUGAGGUUUUGGACCAUUACCGUCACCUUUAUGAAGAAUAUCUCGCAGUCCCGGUUGUAAAAGGUAUGAAGAGUGAGAAUGAGAAGUUUGCAGGUGCACGUUACACCACAAGUGUUGAGGCUUUCAUACCAGAAACUGGUCGUGGUAUACAAGGUGCAACCUCACAUUGUCUAGGAACAAAGUUUGCAAAGAUGUUUGACAUCAAAUUUACAAAUAAAGAAGGAAAAAACGAACUGGUGUGGCAGAAUUCUUGGGCUUAUAGUACCAGAACGAUUGGAGUGAUGAUAAUGACUCAUGGAGAUGACAAAGGAUUGGUGAAUCCUCCUAAAGUAGCACCAAUCCAAGUCAUUGUGAUCCCAGUGCCAUUCAAAGAUGCGGAUACCAAGGAGAUAUCUAAAGCUUGCUGUGCCGUGAAAGAUGCCUUGCGGGAAGCUGGUUUACGUGCUAAAGAAGAUUUGUCUGAUAACUAUUCUCCUAAGUGGAAGUAUUCACACUGGGAGAUGAAAGGUGUUCCACUUAGAAUUGAGAUCGGACCUAGAGAUUUAGCCAAAAACCAGGUCAGAACUGUGAGAAGAGAUAAUGGAGUUAAGGCUGAUGUUCCAAGAGUAGGUUUAGUUGAAUAUGUUAUGGAGUUGCUUGGAAAGAUUCAGCAAAACAUGUUUGAUGUAGCUAAGCAGAAGCGAGAUGAUGCUUGUGUGGUUGUAAAGACUUGGGAUGAGUUUGUUGAAGCACUUGGUCAAAAGAAACUCAUUUUAGCUCCAUGGUGUGAUGAAGAGGAGGUUGAAAUGGACGUUAAGAGAAGGACCAAAGAUGAAGUUGGAGCAGCUAAGACUCUUUGUUCUCCAUUUGAUCAGCCUGAAAUUCCAGAAGGGACUCUAUGUUUUGCUUCAGGAAAGCUUGCUAAGAAGUGGACUUAUUGGGGCAAGAGUUAUUAGGUUCAUCCGUUCAUUACAUGUUUGUUUCUUGUUGCGUCUCUCUUUCUUCUUCGUUUUGAUUUUGGUCUGGUUUUGAUGCUUAACCAUAACAUUUCAAGUCCAAAUCUAUUAUUGACUAUUGAUAUUGUUAUUGUUAUUCAUAUAUUCAGUAAGCUUUUUCUUCUCUCUUGUUGUGUGAUGCUCUUUGUUUUGAAGAAUUUCUUAUGAAUUUUAAUUUAAUACAGAUGUUAAGCAUAUAUAAAUCAUAAUAUCAAAAACAAACUAGGAAUUGACCUAUUGAUUUAAACUCUUUGAUUAUAGUCAGUAAGAGAGAUGUUUUGUUAAGAUAAUUAAUUUAAAUGGUUUGGCUUUUGUCUUAGGAGACGUACGGCCUGGUCCAAAACUUCUAGACAAUUUAAAAGUUUAAGUGUACGCUGGGGUACUUAAACUUGAUAAAUCCGGUCUUUGUUCAUUAUGAUGUUAUGUUUGGGUAAUCUCUUUAAAGGGAUAAUUAAGCAUAGUAAUCAUGGGUGUUCCAUUGUUCUAUUAGACUCCAACAACACGUCUCAUCACACUGUCUGUCUUCUUAAUUUUCUGUAAUCUAUUGCCUCCUUUCCGAAUAGUAUGUUUGUAAUUUAAAAAAAAAAAUCAUUCUAGCUCAACAGAAAUAUAUAAAAACAAUCCUUAAUUCCACAUAGAGGAUGUAAUAACAAUUUAUCUACGAGAGUUGACUGCAUUUAAGUAUAGUCGAAGGUUUGCGCUGCAAAUCGAAAAAUAUUUGUGACUUUCUUGGAACUUGAAUGCAAUACUUAAAUCUUGUUAUGAUUGUUUAUUUGCUUCUCUAGCACAUGUGUCGAAAGCACUUCUGA